Molecule: messenger RNA, 850 nt
Organism: Paramecium sonneborni
Lineage: Eukaryota; Ciliophora; Oligohymenophorea; Peniculida; Parameciidae
Source: the annotation of a GenBank genome assembly
AUGGGAAAGGAUAGAGUUAAAGAAAAUUAAGUAAAAAAUGUUUUUAUUCUUAAUAGAGAUCAUUUAGUAAGGAAAAGAAAAAAGAAAAAAAGGAAAAGAAAGAGAAAGACAAAGAGAAAGACAAAAAAGAUAAAAAGGAGAAGAAAGAAAAGAAGGAAAAAAAGGAAAAAAAUAUAAAAAAGGAUAAAAAAUAAAAGAAUGAAACGAUUAAGAAAAAACCAAAAAAGAAUUAGUGGGGCAAAUAUGGUACCAUUAGGUUAUGUAUUUUUAAUAUUAAAGUCAUACAGACAUGUAUUUAAAAAGAGAAGAAUUUUUAAUGUGGUUAUCUGAUGUGAAAAUGUUAAAUGUUGAAGCAAUUACUCCUCAAGAAGAAAAGAAAUACUUUGAAGAAUAUGUGGAAUGCUAUAAUACAGCAACUUUUCCAUCAUAAAAAUUCUAUAAUUUUAAAGUAUGGUUUGAAAAGGAAUAACUUAAAGAAAAAAUAUAAUAAGCAGAAUUAGAAAUGCAAACUUUUGAUGAUGAAAAAGAAAAACAGUAUUGAAUAAUUUAAAUUAUUAAUAGAAAAGAAUAUUAGGAAUAAAAAGAAUUUAUAAAAAAGUAAAAAUUAUAACGAGAAUAUUAACACUUACACGAAUUCUAAAAUAUUGUAAUUAAACUUUUAUUUAUUAAGGCACAAGACAUGCAAAAAUAAAAGCAAAUUUAAGAUUACUUUAGACAUUAUAAUUAAAUGGGUAAUCAUGAAGUAGCAAUGAGAUAUUAUAAAUAAUUGAAUCCUAUUCAUACUAUUGAUGCUCCUUAAAUGUAAUAGCAACCUCCUAUGGAAUAUGAUUAUGAUUGCGAAAACUUCUGA